This is a messenger RNA of Pseudoliparis swirei, 4408 nucleotides long. RefSeq lists its product as uncharacterized. The transcript has 3 exons. Lineage: Eukaryota; Metazoa; Chordata; Actinopteri; Perciformes; Liparidae. Bases 1 to 3789 code for a protein of 1262 amino acids. The record is from RefSeq and is a predicted model, not a curated record. Gene Ontology annotation, molecular function: protein binding. Gene Ontology annotation, cellular component: extracellular matrix.
AUGGAUUCUCACAUGAGAGGCACCUUGUGGACGACACUCGUCGUCUUCACACUGCCACACCUCACGUACUCACUCUGCCCUGGCGGCUGCCUGUGUGAGUCUAACGGUAAUGUUGAUUGUGUAGGCGACAACAUCACAGAUAUACCAAAGCAGCUGCCUGUCCACACAUACCGACUGCAGCUUAAUGAAACGAACAUGCACAUCAUAAAUGAGCAGAGCUUGGCAAACCAGACGCUCCUGUUGCGUUUCCUUCUGGUUCGCAGCCAACUCCACACGAUCCAUCCCAAAGCCUUCCAUGUUGCUCCACAGCUCAAGUCUGUCAAGCUGUCGUGCAAUAAUCUCUCCACCCUCAGUGCUCGAGUCUUCAGUCCUCUGACCUCUCUGGAGCAGCUGAGUUUAGAUGAGAACCAGUUGAAGGACAUAGCUCCGGAUAUGUUUGAAGGACUUGUAAAUUUGCAGCAACUGGACCUGAGCCGUAACAACCUGAAUAGUCCUGCUUCCAAUAUUUUCGACGGACUGACCAACCUCACCUUCCUGCACCUUGGCAGGAACUCCAUAAAGAAGUUUCCAUCAACCAUCUUUCACGGCUUGACUAAUCUUCGCAAACUCAUUAUCUAUAACAACAAGCUGGAGGUGCUAGAAGCUGGGAUGUUUGAUGACCUUGUCAACCUUGUGGAGCUAAAAAUGAAUUCUAACAAGAUAACCAGCCUCCCACCUCAAGUCUUCUGGUCACUGAGGAACCUGGAGCAGCUGACACUGUCCUCCAACAAACUUCAGGCGAUCCCGGAAAAAAGCUUCUACAACAUGCCCAAGCUGAUCACGCUUACCAUUUCUAACAAUCCUCUAUUAUCUCUACCAUACCAGCUAAUGGGUCACAUGCCUGACAUGAUUGAAUUGUAUCUGUAUUACACCAACCUCACCGCAGUUCCUGGAAGCUUGUUUGCCAACAUGUCUGGACUCCAGAGGCUUAACCUUCAUUUUAAUAACAAGCUGAGGGAGUUGCCCUCAGACCUCUUCUGCUGCGUUCCUAAGCUGGUGAAGCUCUCGUUGAAAUCCAACGACCUCCAUUAUCUACAUCCUCAGCUGUUCUCCAGUCUUACCACACUGGACAUCCUGCUUCUUAAUAACAAUAAGCUGCAAAACCUGUCAGAUAACAUUUUCCACGGCCUUGAACGUGUUCUGGCAAUUAAUUUAAUGAAUAACCGCCUCAAGAAUCUUCCAGGAGAUAUUUUCUUGUCAAACACAGUUCUGAGGGUUCUUACUCUGAGUGGCAACCCCUGGAACUGUGUUUGUAGUAUCGGAGGUAUUGCCAAAUGGAUAAGACGUAAUGAGCGUGUGGUUCUUGACAAAGAUGAUGUGAAGUGUGAUAGUCCAGUGAACCGACAGCACCAAACCGUUGGCUCCCUGCAUGAUGAGGUUUACAACCUUUGUGAUAAUACAAGAAUCCGGUUGAGAUAUUUUUCUACACAAGAACCAACAACACAUAUCAUUUCGACCAGCAGACAAGCUUCAGCUAUAGCUCCAACAACCACACCGCCCACAACAACAUCGACAAGCAGACUAACUUCAGCUAUAGCUCCGACAACCACACCACCCACAACAACAUCGACCAGCAGACUAACUUCAGCUUCGACAACCACACCGCCCACAACAUCGGCCACCAUUCAACUAGCUCUCCAACACGUCACCAUCCAAACACCCAUUUCAACUACAAAACCCUCUGCCGUACAUACAACGAGCCCACCAACCACUCUUCAAUUUCCCACCACCACUCUGCCUGGCGAGGAGUUUCUUCUCAUCAGCGAGACUCCUUCGUCUCAUUCCACGUCACCUACUUUCUAUAACACAAUGGUGUUUGAACAGGGGCCCGAGUUUGUUCACCACAACGUUCACAAGGGCUGGGUGUACGUGUGGUUUCUGCCCUCAGAUGCAGCCUUGACCGGGCUCCUCAUGUUCUGUUACACCCUUCUUGUGGCCGCAGGCUUCUUCCUCAUUCUCGCUGCCAUGUUUUACAUGCAUCGCCUCAACAAGACCCUGGAGGAGCUGAAGGCUGAGUUUGAACGUCUUCCAGGAAUCAUGGACCAGCCCCUGACACUUCCCGUGCUCCUACUUCUUUGUUCGAUCACCGCUGUUGUUUGGGCGUGUCCGGAGGGAUGUAAAUGUCAAGGAACCAGAAUCCUCUGCAGUGGCCUCUCAGACUUCCCCACAGAUGUGCCCUCAUCUACCACAGCCCUCUACUUCUCCAAUUGCAGUAUCUAUUUCUUGAAACCAGAGGUAUUAAAAGAUUUUUCAAAUACCCUUAGCAUCCUUGUGAUUAAAGACACCGUUUUGAGGGAAGUGCGCGCCGGCACAUUUAAUUCCACUCCGAACAUAAAUGCCAUCGGAUUUACGACCACCGAACUGCAAGAUCUACCUGAGACCUUGUUCCAAAAUCUACAGAAGCUUGAGACUCUGAAUCUGAAGGACAACAAGCUCAUCGUACUCCGCCCUGACUGGUUUUCUCCAUUGGCCAAGCUGAAAAACCUUGACCUCAGUAAGAACCUUUUCAUUUCUGUACCUCAGGAAACUUUUCACCCUCUUACUGAGCUGCAAUACCUUCUUCUUUCGGGGAAUAAUAUCGGACAACUACCGAAAGAGACAUUUAUGGGGCUUUCUAAGCUGAAAACCUUACGGAUUAAUAAAAAUUUGCUGCAGGAACUACCCCUUGGCAGUUUGGAUGAUCUUGGCAACCUGGAGGAACUAUCCCUACAUGACAAUCUUAUCACUCAUCUCCACCCUGAUCUGUUCUCCAACACUUUAAAACUCAAGAAGCUGUUCAUCUCCCACAACAGGCUCACAACUCUCCCACAAGGGAUCUUCUUAAACCUGCCCCUUCUUUCCCAGAUCUCCCUGUAUGAAAACCAACUGGAGAGUCUGGGACCAGGAGUGUUUGGGCCCAUGGGCCUGCAAGAGUUGUGGCUGUAUGACAACAAGCUGAGCCACAUAGAGGAUGACACAUUCAGGAACCUGACUCAGUUGCGUCUCCUGGUCCUCAGUCGCAAUCAGAUCAGCUCUGUAUCCACCGGGGCCUUUGGAGGAUUGGAGCAGCUGGGAGAGAUAUCACUUCACACCAAUCUGCUAACAACCCUGCAAUCUGGGGUUUUCCAAGGGUUGCCACAUCUGGUCAACAUUUCCUUAGAGCACAACACCAUCAGCUCCCUACCCUUGGGGUUUCUACAAGGCCUGAGUAGCCUGGGACAGAUAGACCUGCAUAAUAACUCCCUUCCCAACCUGCCACAGGAGAGUCUAGAUGCCCUCACUGUCGCAAAGGAAGUUCUUUUGCAGCAGAACCCCUGGAGGUGUGACAGAGAUAUUCUGCCACUAAAAAAAUGGCUGACACAACACCCAUCCAAGACCAACAAAACACUUGUAGUCUGUGAAACACCUUUCAGUCUGAACGGUGAGAUAAUUGCUCUGCUAGCAGAUGAGAACUUUCUGCCUCUCAGCUCUUCGGAGGAGCCCGUGUUGACCUCAACCGAGAAGAGUAAGAAACCCCCCCCUCCUCCAACUAGACAAAGCACUUCUUCACCUGCGGUCAAGUCAACCCCCACAUCAGAGCGCGAGCAGGUCACCAGUGGAGGCCAAGGAGAGACAGGAGCAGCUUCUAAUGAUACUUCGAUCAUCCUCAUCGCCAUUGCUGUAAUAUCCACUGUCAUCAUCAGCACUGUCAUCAUCAGCUGUGUGUGCUGGAAGAGGAACAAGAGAGGCAGAGGAAAUAUAGACCGCAGUAAUAAGAACUCUGUGCUGUAGCUUAGACCACCCAAUUUUAGCGACCCAAGAACGUUUUAAGCCAAGGGAAAGUACUCAAUGAUUACUGUGGUUUAAUUGUAAAGUGUGAAGAUCAGAGUUGAUUUUAGAAUCUCAGAGGCAACAGAAAUAAUCUCGGCAGCUUCAUUCAGAUGUACCAGCUAGAACAAACAAGUCAACUUUUGAAUUCAUUAGCUUUCACUUUUAAUGAUCAGAUGUACCAGCCAGCAUUCCUCUUCAUGUGUGUUGUAAAAGAGAACUGACAUUGCAUGUACUAAUGGUGAAAACACCCAGACUGCCAUCUUGUGGGCAACCUGAAAAUGUUGGUGAAUCACAUGCACUGAAAAGGUGCACUUCUUAUAGCAUAAUUAAGACUGCGUGCAGUAUUAGUUUUCAAUUUUUCAGAAUUAGUCAUUGCAGUUUGACAAAGGGUUUCUGUGUUAACAACAAUACUUAAAGGAGAAAGUUUUACUUUUAUGCAAAAUGGUUAUCCAUUAAAAAUCAAAACAUGUAAUUUUGACUCCACUAGUCCACUGUAACACAAAUCCAAUGGUUUCAACACCUUCAAUUUCAAAAUGCUAUAUGUUGAAUAAAUGCAGUCCUUUUAGUGGGAGAAAUCUUA